AUGGUUUACAAUCUUGUUUUUGUUUCAUUUUUUUCUUGUUGCCAUCCUUGUGUCUCUUCUCCCCACCUCACAGGUGCUUCUUGGGAUGAAGAAAACUGGCGUGCUCAGUAUGGUCAAGUCAUUCGUUCUGGUGAAGAGUCAGUCCCAGAUUUCAAAGUGAUAGAUUUAUGGGAUUGGUCAAUUGUCACAAGAACAAGAAAGGAUGGAAAAAAUCAGGUUACCAGGCUGGUAGGCCGAUUGGUGAGACAAUCUGCUAGGCUUCACCCCUCAAUGCCUUCGGGUGGUGGUUUGCUGAAAACUGCUCCAAUAUGUGAAGUGCAUCUUGACCUGGUACGAGUUACGUCAGGGCAGGUGUAUAAGUUGAGGAGUCCUAGUGCAAAAUACUUGGCCUCCUUGUCAACUUAUGAUUCCUCCAACCCAACUAAAGAUUGGGGCUUCCCAGAAUUGUCAAUUGAUGGGAAAAUCCAAGCCCCACCCGGAUCGGGUGGAAACUGUGAAGUGAAGAUGAUAAAGGGUGCCCCCGUUCACAAGGAUUUGCCUUCAUUGCCAGGUCAACUCUGUACAUCUAAUAAUGUAAGUUCUGCAGCAUAG
Messenger RNA from Camellia sinensis, 591 nucleotides. The record is from RefSeq and is a predicted model, not a curated record. NCBI's taxonomy places the organism in Eukaryota, Viridiplantae, Streptophyta, Magnoliopsida, Ericales, Theaceae.